GCUACUUAUGAACCACAAAGUCUCAUGAGAAUUCAGCAGAGGAAUGUCUUGUUGAGCUGCUGUUCUGGUUCUGGAGGAACUGGCUGGAUAACAUUCUGUUUGCAGCCGUCGCCCUCCCAGGCUAAAAUAUUCUGUCAUUGACGGAUCCGUGAGUUAAAGCUCAGUUCUGUGGAGAGCAAAUGGAAACUUUUUACUGAUUUAUUCUGUGAUCAGACGCUCAAACUGAAAACGAGAGGCGUUUUCCAAUCAUUUUGGCUGCUGCUGCGUUUGUCGUUUGAUCGACCAGUCGAUGCACACUUCUGCUUCCUGGUCCCCUGUGGUGUGUCGUCAGGUCAGCUGACAUGGAGGAACGAACCGACAGUCCCAUAGCAGUGAAGGUGGAGGGGAACUCUCACAGCGUCAUCCUGACAUACUUCCAGGGGGAUAUUAACAGCAUGGUGGACGCUCACUUCUCACGCGCUCUCAGUAAAGCCUGUAAGCCCAGUGAAGUCACAACAAAGACAAAAAAAGUCGACAAAACUGUUAAAACGGAGGACACAGGCUCAUGUCAGGACACUCCUGUUGUCCCUUACUCCAAAUCACAGAUCCCAUCUGGAGCAGGACACUUACUGACCUUCAGCCCAGCAAGCGACACUCCUGGGCCUUGGACCCCAUACAGGUCAAGGGAGGGUCCAGGUCUGUCCACCAUCAUGUGCUCACUGUCUUCAGAUGGUCUCACCCUUCCUGGAUCGCAAUAUCCCACAUCGCUGCUCAACCUGCUGCACAGUGACCGGAGUGAGGUGGGCCCCAGUAUGGCCUCCAGUUCGAAAGCAGAACCCCUACCAACUUGGACCCUCCCUCAGGGAUUUAGAGAGUCUGCUGACCCUCAGAUAGGCUUUGAACCUGGACGCCACGUGGACAAGAAGGACCUUUACUGGUACUGAGGACAAAACAGUCACUGCUGCAUGGACAAAGGUCAAAGGGCAUUAGAUUGAAGUUUUAUCAUCAAACAUUUGUGUUCUGGUGAAAAAUCUGUGUUCCUGCUCUCCUCAUUCCUCACUAGAAUGACCUCAGCAGCUGAGCGCGCACCGGGACUGCCUCUUCAUAGGAACACCCACAAACGGGUUCUUCAAGUUUGUCAUUCAUUUGUUGUUGCUGCAUGAAGUAUAUUUCCCUUAUAGGUUUACACCAAUAGACCAGUGUUAAAUCAGAACAUCGAGAGUGUCUUGGAUGCCUAAAAAUGGUUCAUCUGGAUGGGUUUAAAGUUUCUGUGAGUUCAUGAUGCAGGUGCAUGAAGGAAAAAAACUGUGUUUGAUUCAUGAAGAUCUAAGGAAAACAGUGUAGAACGUCAGUUCUGGUAAAAAAUAAUAAUAUAAAAUGUGUAACCAAGAUGUGAACAAAAAGGUAUAAUUAUAAACAUUUGAGUUGAAAACAUUUUUACAUGGCAAAAAAAUCAAACAACUUUAUGUAAUUUGACCGCAAAUACAAAACAGCACCCCCUGUCGGUAAGUUUGAAACCAAAGUAAACGUCUCAUUACAAAAGAAUGAUCAUAAAGUAAAGUUGGAAUUUUAACUGCUGGAAGUUUAUGUUUAUCUACUUGUUUAGACACUUUUCCUGUGCCUGUGCAAUCUGGGAUUUGCAGCUUCCUCUGAAAGUCCUAGAACACGGAUUAGAAGCGUCUAUGCAUGUAUUACUCAUUCUGGAGAAAAAACUUUUCAUUAUCUUAAUUAUAAUAAUAAAUAUCAUUUAUUUACUUCACCACACUGGAUCCAAAAUGAUUAAAUUUCUGAACAAGCUAUUUAAAAUGUUUUUGAUACUUUUAGAAUUGUUAUUUUUUCUUCCUUUUAGGUGUAAAUAAUAAAAAAUAUAUAUCUUCAA
Nothobranchius furzeri (turquoise killifish) is the source of this 1858-nucleotide messenger RNA. It is a transcript of the gene vgll1l, whose product is annotated as transcription cofactor vestigial-like protein 1. Gene Ontology annotation, cellular component: nucleus. The record is from RefSeq and is a predicted model, not a curated record. Gene Ontology annotation, biological process: regulation of transcription by RNA polymerase II. Lineage: Eukaryota; Metazoa; Chordata; Actinopteri; Cyprinodontiformes; Nothobranchiidae.